Molecule: messenger RNA, 560 nt
Organism: Sitophilus oryzae (rice weevil)
Lineage: Eukaryota; Metazoa; Arthropoda; Insecta; Coleoptera; Curculionidae
Exons: 5
Coding region: 177-548 (123 amino acids)
Source: RefSeq, a predicted model, not a curated record
UGACAAGUUGGGUUAGUGAUGCCCAAAAUUUCACAGUUUUGAAGAGAAAAAACGUAUUUUUAUCUCGGAAAAGACGGUAUUUACAGUGGCCUAAAGGUAGCAAUUUUGUGAUUAAUUUUACAUGUUCAAAACCACUAUUAAGACCCCAACCAUUAACAUGGAAUAUCGUGUAUGAAAUGGAUGUGCCUUUUGCUGUACCCCCUGACAUCGAUAUAUUUUUCAAAUCUAAAACAAAAACAAAAAGGAAUGUGCUUGAAAGAAAGAACUUCCUUGAAAAGAUGGAAGAUUUUUUAACAAUCAUGGGAUUUAAUGGAUCAUCCUGUAUAAAGCGAUUAUUAUGCGAAUCUGAUGAUUUUGUAAAAAUGGGAGGUAAAUCGUUAUUAAGAGAUUUAAUAGGUUUAUUAUUCAGGUCAUUUUCAGACGGUACAGACUUUGAAGAAUACGAAAACGCCUGUUUUUCAGAUAAUUUCACAUCUUGCAAUCUAUCACUCUUAGAUAUAUUUAUUAACUCUUCGUAUAACGGCGUUGUGAACACUCAGUAUGAAUAAAUAUAUUAAAAC